Molecule: messenger RNA, 903 nt
Organism: Meloidogyne enterolobii
Lineage: Eukaryota; Metazoa; Nematoda; Chromadorea; Rhabditida; Meloidogynidae
Source: the annotation of a GenBank genome assembly
AUGUCCUCUUACCAUCCUACUCAUUCCUUCCAAUUUUUAAGAUCCCGCGUCUUUGUCGGCAAUAUGAACCCAAAAGUUGGCAGAGAGGAAAUCAUUCAAUUGUUUCGCUCUUAUGGAACUCUUAUUGGCGUGACCGUCUUUAAAGGAUAUGCUUUUGUUCAAUUUUCGCAUGGGAGUGAAGCUGAUUUGGCUGUGACUGCUUUAAAUGGAUAUAACUGGCAUGGAAGUCCUUUGGAUUGCAAACUUGCUAUAACCGGCUUUGCUGGCAAGCCCAUGACAGUUAGCACUACUCCUGGUAUUGGAGUAGCAAAGGGGAUGGGAAAACGAAAUCAAAACCAGCCACAACCUUUACCACCUUCUGGAGGUGCUCAAACAAAAAGAAUUAAAGUCGACUACAUUACUUCAAACAAAAAUAUUGCUGAAAAUUUGGAAUACACAGAUUUGGCUAGUGUACAACCACAUGUUGGUUUUGAUGACAUAUUAAUUUGCGGAGUUUGCCGUAUGGUUACCAAAGAUUUGGCUGAAUUUGUUGAACACCGCAAACAUCCAUGUAAAAUUCCUAAGCCUGGUUUGGAUUUUUUAAAAUAAUUUUUAAAGUUAUUAUUUGGGAAAUUUUAAGGGGUGUUCUUAGUUACUGAAAAUUGGGGGAAGUUGAUAUGGUUUUUUAAAACUCCUAUUCAUUCUGACAAACUCGCGUCGACUCCGUGCCUCUGAAAAUUUUACUUGGGAAAAUCAUUUCCUCUUCCUCCUAACAUCGUCGUUGAAACAUCUCAAUAAUCCCUCCUUCCUGUUAAAAAAUCCAUUUUUUCCUCUCAUUUUUCGUCGUUAUGGAACAUUCCCUAUAAAAUCCCAACCCCAAAUUGCUACCAGAAUAUCCCCAAAAAUCCAUUCUCUCCUCUUCCC